Molecule: messenger RNA, 1851 nt
Organism: Panonychus citri (citrus red mite)
Lineage: Eukaryota; Metazoa; Arthropoda; Arachnida; Trombidiformes; Tetranychidae
Product: catalase-like
Exons: 5
Coding region: 166-1728 (520 amino acids)
Biological process (GO): hydrogen peroxide catabolic process; response to hydrogen peroxide
Cellular component (GO): mitochondrion; peroxisome; cytoplasm
Molecular function (GO): heme binding; catalase activity
Source: RefSeq, a predicted model, not a curated record
UUUUGUUGAUAAUUUUCAACAGUUUCAAAUUGUCCGAUAUUGUGACUACUAAUCAAUAGUGUUUUCUAAUCUUUGUUUAAAUUGUUCGUUGUUAGCAAUUAGUAAAUUGUUUCAACUACUUUCUUAUUCUCACCAGGGGGUUAGUUUAAUUGUGGCAGUUAAAUCAUGGAUAAAAAGAUUGACCCUUGGAUUAUAACUAUUUUAAUUACGUUGGGCACCUUUUCCACUGGUAGUGGUCAAUUCCCGUGGUUAACUGGACAGAAGCCCGAGAGUAAGAUCUUGACUCGUUUGAAUGGAUGUCCGAUUUCAGAUAAGUUCGAUAUAGAGACUGCUGGCCCUCACGGGCCUUUGAUGGGAGAGGAUGGACAGUUUAUUGAAGAAUUGGGACAUUUCACUAACGAGCGACUACCGGAAAGGGUUGUUCAUGCUAAAGGUUAUGGUGCUUUCGGUGUGUUUACCCCAACAAACACAAGAGUCAUAUCUCGAUAUACUAAAGCCUCGCUGUUUACCGUUCCUGAUGUCAAUACAAAAGUAGCAGUUCGAUUUUCAACAACUAUCGGUUCGAAAGGAUCGUCAGACUCUGUUAGAGAUAAUCGAGGUUUCGCGAUCAAGUUUUAUUCUAAUAGUGGGAACUUUGAUCUACUGACAUUAUCAUUUCCUGUGUUUUUUGUUCGUGAUCCAUUGCGUUUCAUUUAUUUCAUUCAUUCCCAAAAACCUGAUCCUGUCGGAAUUUGGCCUGUCGAGGAAAAUAGUUUUAAUUUCCUUGCAACAAAUCCUGAAUCUCUUCACGCGUACAUGUAUCUCUACUCAGAUGCAGGUACACCCAAUGGAUUCCGUUGGCUUCCAGGUUAUGCUGUGAACACUUUUCGUCUUACUAAUUCAACGGGCGGUAUGGUUUGGGCUCGAUUUAAUCUGGUUGCCGAUGAAGGAAUCCAAAAUUUAACCCGAGAAGAAUCAAUCAGAAUAUCAGGUUUAGAUCCAUCAUAUGCAGCUAAAGAUUUAUAUGAAUCAAUCAGAGAGGGUAAUUAUCCAAUAUGGACAUUGCGAGUUCAAAUAUUGGACUUUGAGCAAAUUGCUAGUGCUCCAUUUGAUGUAUUUGAUGCAACGAAGAUUUGGUGGGAAGAUCAAUUUCCAUCCAUUGAGAUUGGUAAACUGAUUUUAAAUCAUAAUCCUGAAAAUGAAUUCGCUCAAAUGGAGCAAUUAGCAUUCAAACCAUCUAAUUUAAUACCAGGAAUCGCUAUAUCACCAGAUAAGGUAUUACAAGGGCGCAUUCCGGCCUACAUUAUCGCACAGAACUACAGAUUGGGAGUUAAUAACUACAAAUUACCUGUCAAUACACCGAUUCGUCCGAUAGUUAAUCCAACAGCUCGUGAUGGUGCUUAUGUUUGCGAUUCUAAUCAAGGUUCAACACCCAAUUUCCUACCCAACUUGUACAGUCCUCAAUUCAAAUCGGCCUCACAAUAUUAUUCAGACUCAUGGCAACCAUUUGAACCCUGUACUGUUGGUCGAUACAACAGCUUAAAUGACGACAAUUUCAGUCAGCCUGGAGAACUUUGGAAAGUUUUAAAACCCCAAGAUCGCAAUUCGUUAGUUACAAACAUGGGAAUGGAUCUACUUAAAGUGUCAGUCGGUCUACAGGCAGAAGUAAUUAAAGUGGUUAACAAGGCAAGCGCUGAAUUUGCUGAACAAUUAACAAAAUUUUUGCAUGAGAACCGACGAGAAUCCUGAACAUGGUGACAAUUCAUUUUCUAAAUAAAUUGAAGCCGAUCCAAUAAUCAUAAUUCAGUGUAACCAAAAUCAAAUUAUAAUUUUGUUCCAGUUUCACUAAAAUAUGAAAAAUUGCAUUAGAAA